CCUCUGCCUACCCUUUGCUUUUGGUGAUCUCCAGGGCUCUGUCUUUAGCCUCAUCUUACUCUAUUCUCUCUCCUUGUGAGAUUUUAUCAAUUCUUAGAGGUUUUCUGUAGACUCUCCAGUGAGAUCCCUAAGCUGGGGAGUGGGACCAUUGUUUCUACCCAUAUCCCUAAUGGUCACUACAGAACUUGGCACAUACAAGUGCCAACAAAAUAUCUGAAUGAAUGACAACUCCCAGCUCUACCUCCAGACUGGAGCUGAGCUUCCAGACCUGGACGCUCAACUGCCCACUAGACAUGCAAAGGAUGUUAGCCAAAUAAGGGGAAGGUGGGGAUAGGGUAAAGGGGGAAAGAGUAUUCCAGGAAGAAGAGAUCAAGCCCUACCAACUUCAUUUCCAGAGUUGUUAAGCUCAUUUAUUUCUUCCAUCUCCACUGACACAGACCUUCCCUCUUCCCUGGCCCAUGGUCAUGGUCUCCCUGACUCAUCUUGCUCCCCUCCACUCGGCAGUCCUGUGCCACUCGGUGGCAAAAUCUAAUCCCCUUCCUCCCCUGCUGAUAACCCUCAGCUGGUUUACAAGGCCUCCUCUCACAUUUUGUGCUGCAUAACAGAGAAGGAAUUGUAGGCCCCUGAAGACCCUAAGCUGUCGCUCCUCGGGGGCCUUUGCUCUAGGGGCCGGUCCCUGCGAACGGGCGUGCCCCCUCUGCGCGCUCUUAAAGACACAGUUCAGGUGUCACUGCCUCUGGAAUGCCCACCCUAGGGCUCCCAGCUUGAACUGCCUCCCCUCCCCUUCAGUCCUGGUAAAGGAGGGCCCUAACAAUCGUUGAGUCCCAGAAGGCUCCACUUCCGGGUUCGUCUGCUUCAACCAGCCAGUGAGCUCGGGCGAGCCAGUCCAUUCUGGGUCUCACUACCCCCACCCCUAUCCGUAUGUAGAGUGGCGCUAGGUCAGACCUCGCCUGAAGACCCUGCCAUCCGCAGCUGGGCGACUUAGCCCCGCCCCCUCGCCGCCGUUGCGCGGCACCGCCCCACUCUUCCGUGCUCCCCCCGAAGAAAUGGUUCGACCGAAGGGGCGGUGCCAAGGUGACUGGCCGCUCCGAUUGGUCAGGGCGAACCGUACCACGGCGGUGGCGGGGGAGCGCUUCGUGGGCAGCCGGCGGGCUCCGAGGCGGUGAGUGCAAAGCCUCAGACCCUGGCUCGCUCCUGCGUUGCGCCGUGCUAGGCCGCCCGCCGGGAUGCAGUGGGCCGUGGGCCGGCGGUGGGCGUGGGCCGCGCUGCUCCUGGCUGUCGCAGCGGUGCUGACCCAGGUCGUCUGGCUCUGGCUGGGUACGCAGAGCUUCGUCUUCCAGCGCGAAGAGAUAGCGCAGUUGGCGCGGCAGUACGCUGGGCUGGACCACGAGCUGGCCUUCUCUCGGCUGAUCGUGGAGCUGCGGCGGCUGCACCCAGGCCACGUGCUGCCCGACGAGGAGCUGCAGUGGGUGUUCGUGAAUGCGGGUGGCUGGAUGGGCGCCAUGUGCCUUCUGCAUGCCUCGCUGUCCGAGUAUGUGCUGCUCUUCGGCACCGCCCUAGGCUCCCGCGGCCACUCGGGGCGCUACUGGGCUGAGAUCUCGGAUACCAUCAUCUCUGGCACCUUCCACCAGUGGAGAGAGGGCACCACCAAAAGUGAGGUCUUCUACCCAGCUCUCCAGCGCCCCCUGCCCCCGAAGCUGGCUGGAAGGAAGGUGGGAGACACCUGUUGGGCGGCUGAGAGCGGCAGAGCCCACAGGGGCCUCUCCCCAUGCGCCCCGCCCGCCCUGUCCGGCUCGGGUCCCGCCCCCGCGGCCGCCGCAAGCAACGCGGCGAGUGAGCGCACAGCGGCCAGAGGAGCACAGGGCGGCGGGAGCGCACCGCGGGGACCCAGCCGAGGCCAGGGCCGCCAGGGAGGCGGGCAGAGCAAAGGCAGCGCCGUGGAGACGCCGGGGGCAGCGGGCCACGCCAGGCAGGCGGCCCUUUCCUCGGGGUCCCGCCUGGUACCAGGGCCCCCCUCAGCUGGGGGACUGCGCCUGGAAGCUGUCAUGGAGGCCCUGCAGAAGCAGCAGGCAGCUCGGCUGGCCCAGGGGGUGGGGCCAUUGGCCCCUGCACGCUCGCUGCUGCCACCCGGGCCUCCCCUGCCUGACCACCGGACCCUACAGGCCCCUGAGGGGGCCUUGGGGGAGGUUGGGACUGAGGAAGAGGAAGAUGCUGAAGAAGAUGAGGAGGAGGGGGAGGAAGCCAGGGCAGAGGAGGAGGCAGCUGAGGAGAACCAUCCAGGGGCCCAGGGCCCCAGCUCACCUUCUAGCCAGCCCCCUGGACUCCAUCCCCACGAGUGGACCUACGAGGAACAAUUCAAGCAGCUGUAUGAGCUCGAUGCAGACCCCAAGAGGAAGGAAUUUCUGGAUGACCUGUUUAGCUUCAUGCAAAAGAGGGGGACGCCAGUGAACCGCGUGCCCAUCAUGGCGAAGCAGGUGCUGGACCUGUACGCUCUGUUUCGUCUGGUGACCGCCAAGGGCGGCCUGGUGGAAGUCAUCAACCGCAAAGUGUGGCGGGAAGUCACGCGCGGCCUCAGCCUACCCACCACCAUCACCUCGGCCGCCUUCACUCUACGCACCCAGUACAUGAAGUACUUGUACCCGUACGAGUGCGAGACUCGAGCGCUCAGCUCCCCAGGGGAGCUCCAGGCCGCCAUAGACAGCAAUCGGCGCGAAGGCCGUCGCCAGGCUUACACCGCUACUCCACUCUUUGGCUUGGCAGGGCCGCCCCCUCGGGGCGCUCUGGGCCCUGCCUUGGGUGCCGGCCCCGCCCCUCGGGCGACCCCAUCCAGCCCCGGCCCCGCCCAGGGUUCCGCCUCCGGCCUGCCAGCGCACGCAUGCGCUCAGUUGAGUCCAAGCCCUAUUAAGAAAGAGGAGAGUGGAAUUCCAACCCCUCGCCUGGCACUGCCUGUGGGCCUGGCAUUGGGACCUACACGGGAGAAACUGGCACCAGAGGAGCCCCCAGAAAAGAGAGCUGUGCUGAUGGGGCCCAUGGACCCACCUCGACCUGGCAUGCCCCCCAGUUUCCUGCCCCGUGGCAAGGUUCCCCUGAGGGAAGAGCGGCUGGAUGGGCCUCUUAAUCUGGCAGGCAGUGGCAUCAGCAGUAUCAACAUGGCCCUAGAGAUCAACGGGGUGGUCUACACUGGUGUCCUCUUUGCCCGCCGCCAGCCUGUGCCAGCUUCCCAGGGUCCAACCAACCCUGCACCCCCACCCUCUACAGGGCCCCCUUCCAGCACCUUCCCCUGAGAGGUCCUACUUGAAACUAAGAGUCCCAGCCCCAUUGCUGAGUGGGGAGGAGUCCCCCUGCUUUGAUUCUUUCCGGCUGCCCACUCUGGGACCCAGCCCUGGGAGGGAACCACACCUCCCAUGCCAUGUAGACUUAAAACCAAAGUUUCUUUUGAUGUUACACCUACCUCACUGUAAAGGGAAGGCAUCUCCUCCCCAGCCAAUUCCAGCAGCAUCUACUAAAGUGUUCUUCCUCCAGUAACCACUAUCAUCUCCUCAUGUGUCCCCUCUGUCAAUGUCAUCUCUAGAACCCUACCCCUUUGAGUCAGCCUUGCUUCUCUUCAGGAGCCAAGUGAAAGGUUGGGUGGGGUACUGUGAAAGAGACAUCCCUCAGGUCACAUCUAGACAAUAAAGCUGUGAUCCCUCCCUC
Messenger RNA from Chlorocebus sabaeus (green monkey), 3693 nucleotides. RefSeq names its product AT-rich interaction domain 3C (gene ARID3C). The record is from RefSeq and is a predicted model, not a curated record. Gene Ontology annotation, molecular function: DNA binding. Gene Ontology annotation, biological process: regulation of transcription by RNA polymerase II. Gene Ontology annotation, cellular component: nucleus. NCBI's taxonomy places the organism in Eukaryota, Metazoa, Chordata, Mammalia, Primates, Cercopithecidae.